Messenger RNA from Eutrema salsugineum, 573 nucleotides. RefSeq lists its product as uncharacterized. Lineage: Eukaryota; Viridiplantae; Streptophyta; Magnoliopsida; Brassicales; Brassicaceae. The transcript has 2 exons. The record is from RefSeq and is a predicted model, not a curated record. Bases 1 to 573 code for a protein of 190 amino acids.
AUGCCACCUCCUCUUACUCGUGUCUACAAGCCGAAACCACCAUACCCACGAGCUUUGAAAGGACCAAAGAAGGAGAAAGAAAGGGCUAAGCUGAAAGAGAUAAUCGAGCAGUUAAAUGUGAGGUUACCUUUCAUUGAAGCUUGUGCAAUGAUACCUGCUCUUAGGAAAUAUAUGAAGGGUAUUCUAACAAAUUCUCUAGCAUUAGAAGAAGGUGUUAUGAUGAUAACUCAUGAAUGUAGUUCCAUCUUACAGAACCAUAUCCCCCAGAAGAAAAAAGAUCCGGGAAGUUUUGGUUUAGGAUAUCAUACUUUCCAGCCCACAAAAAUCUCGCUGAUUCUUGCCGAUCGAUCAGUCAGACGACCAGAAGGAGUCUUGGUUGAUGUAUCAGUCAUGAUUGGAGAAAAUUGUAUUCCAACUGAUUUCGUAGUGCUUGAAUUGGAAAGAGAACCAAAAGACCCUCUAAUUCUCAGUAGACCUUUCCUAUCAACUGCAGAAGCAAUAAUCAAUGUUAGGAAAGAUAGACCUACAUCUAGGAAGUUUGAUUAUGCAGUUCGAUAUGAACAAGAGUCUUGA